Thermochaetoides thermophila DSM 1495 is the source of this 969-nucleotide messenger RNA. RefSeq lists its product as uncharacterized. Lineage: Eukaryota; Fungi; Ascomycota; Sordariomycetes; Sordariales; Chaetomiaceae. Gene Ontology annotation, biological process: rRNA processing; ribosomal small subunit assembly. Bases 1 to 969 code for a protein of 322 amino acids. Gene Ontology annotation, cellular component: UTP-C complex; CURI complex. The transcript has a single exon. The record is from RefSeq and is a predicted model, not a curated record.
AUGGCGUCAAAUAUUCCGUCAACAAUAGGAGAAUUCUCCGUGCUUCCUGUAUCAAUACCGCCACUGCCAUCGUUCCCUAAAAAUGUCGUCCAUUACCUUUAUGUACGCAGGCAUGCGCCCAAGAUUCCAACGCCCACCGAUAGUCGCAGCUUGUUCGUGACCAACGUGCCCGUCGACAGCACCGAAGCCCAUCUGCGCGCCCUCGUCACGUCGCUUGUCGGCACAGGCCGCUUCGAGAAGGUCACUUUUGAAGACGAGAGCAAGCAGGAGCAUUCGCUUGAGGGCAAGUCCAUCAUCGACGCCGCCCAGCCGGUCCAUGCUGCUCGGCUCCUCCAAGCACAUAUCAAGAAACGCAAACGUGACGAUGAAGAAGCCCAAGAGGAGGCUGCGGCGCGUCUUCCGAGCACAUGGACACGGCCUCUCCGGAGAAGUGGAAGCACCGCGGUGGUGCUGCUGGCCGAUGAAAAGAGUGUUGAGCAGGUCCUGAAGGCGAUAGCCAAAGUGCACAAGACGAAGAAAUAUCCUGUAUGGGGCGGCGAUGGUCUACCGGAUAGCAAGAUGCCUCCGCUAGGUCCAGUGUGGCUCAAAUCGCACAACAGGCUCUCUUUCCCAGAUCCCAGCAUGCUCCAGGCAUCGGUUGAUGCUUUCUCUACGUUGUUCGCGCGGCGCGAACAGGAGGCGGCUGAAAUUGCGAAGAGGCUGCGCAACGAACCAGACGAGGAUGGGUUUGUUACGGUUACGCGUGGUGGACGCAACGCACCGGCCAGCCGUACCGAGGCCGAGGAAGCCAAGCGCCGGAUGCUGGAGAAAGAGAACAAGAAGAAGGAGGAGCUCGCCAAUUUCUACCGGUUCCAGCUGCGCGAGCGCAAGAAAGCCGAGGCAGCAGAGCUACUCAAGCGGUUCGACGAGGACCGCAAGAAGCUGGAGGAGCUCCGUGCGAAGAAGGGGAAGUUUGUGCCCGAGGCAUGA